Messenger RNA from Symbiodinium natans, 465 nucleotides. NCBI's taxonomy places the organism in Eukaryota, Dinophyceae, Suessiales, Symbiodiniaceae. The record is from the annotation of a GenBank genome assembly.
AUGGGUUGCACAGAUUCCAAGCCGGUGGCCAAGCCGGCCAAGGCCUCCAAGACGGCGAAGGCACCAAAGAAGGCACCCGUGGCGGCGCCGGUCCCGACGGAGCCGGUCCAUCCGGGGCCGGUCGCGACGGAGCCGGAGCCGGUCCAGGCGGCGGAGCCGGCCGAGGCGGCGGAGGCGGCCGAGCCGGAGUCCACGGAGCUGCCGGCGGAGGCGCCAGUGACGGACGAUGGAGAAGGCCAGACAAGCGCUGGCGCAGCUGCGGUAGCUGCGGUGGACCUGGAGCUCGAGGCUGAGCUGCCUGUGAUCCCCGAGGGCAGUCUUGGCAUGAAAGCAGAGGGCUUGGAGGAGUCUGAGACGACGGCCGAGCCCAAGGACGAGGAGUCUCCACGACUCUUUGGUCGCCUGAAGGUAGAGGCAGCUCCUGACGUUGCUCGAGGGCCCUGCGUGUGCACCAACUUCUGGUAA